Messenger RNA from Chanos chanos (milkfish), 996 nucleotides. Its product is annotated as tyrosine-protein phosphatase non-receptor type substrate 1-like. The transcript is spliced from 5 exons. Bases 1 to 996 code for a protein of 331 amino acids. Lineage: Eukaryota; Metazoa; Chordata; Actinopteri; Gonorynchiformes; Chanidae. Gene Ontology annotation, biological process: response to bacterium. The record is from RefSeq and is a predicted model, not a curated record.
AUGAUCAAACUGCUUCUUACACUAGUUCUGUUUGGCAAGACAGGAUUUAUCAGAGCUACCUCAAUCAUUCAGGCAGAACGUUUUAAGACUUUCAUGCCAGGAGAAACAGUGACUCUACAAUGCUCCAUCUCCGAGGUCCUUGAAAAUUAUUUCUCCUGGUUCAAGCAGUUAUUGGGGAAAGCUCCAGAAUGCAUAAUUAGUCUUUAUGCUGAGUCCCACGAACCAGUGCUUUAUGGGGACUUCAAAAACGACCCAAGGUUCAAAGUCAAGAGGCAAGGAACAGACUUAAUUUUGACCAUUACAGAUGCAAAGCCAUCCGAUACUGGAAUCUAUUACUGUGGGGCUCGUGAUUAUGACCUUAUUGUGUUUAGCGAUGGGCUGUUUCUUAUUUAUGAGGGUAAAAUUGAAGAAACCAUACAGCAGAACACAUCUAAACCUAUCCAGCUAGGAGCAAAUAUGAAUUUGCAGUGUAGAGUCCACGCUGAAAUUUGUAUGCAAGAUCACAGUGUCUACUGGUUUCGACAUGGAUCAGGAGAAUCUCAUCCAGGAAUUAUAUACACCCAUGGAAACAGUGGUGGUCGGUGUGAGAACACCUCAAAGCCUGACUCCUCUACACAGAAAUGUGUCUAUAACCUCCCCAAGGAAAGCCUCAGUCCUUCUGAUGCUGGGACCUAUUACUGUGCUGUGGCCACAUGUGGCAAGAUACUUUUUGGUAAUGGGACUAAAGUGGAACUUGCGGAUGCUGAUUCAAGUCAGAUUGAUAUUAAGGUCAUCAUACUGGCGGUGUCUAAUGCACUCUGCUUGGUCAUCAUUGUAAUGCUGAUAUGUGUGAGGUGCAAGAAAAAGUCUUCAACUUUACUAGCACGGUUAUACAGGCGAGCUGAGCUAUGCGACAGUGAGUUUCUCUGGAAGGAAAUCCAAGAGAAGAGAUCUGGGGACCAAGGAACACGCAGCAGUAAUCUACUCCACUGCAAGAUGAUUUACCUGCAGGACUAA